CAUGUAUCGUACAAAACAGUGAAAGUGUCAGAAAAUUUUCACUCUUCGGCUGAGGAGAUCUAAUUUUCGUCGUGUUCGGUUCCGCAGUGUGAAUUUUAGUCCAGUUUGUUUGUUUUCAUCGCCCUGCCGACCGUCCAGUGUCCAGCAGAUAAGGAUCCUUGUUGAAGACAAGAAAAAGUUCGACUGAAUUUGCUUUUCCGAAAAACACAAAUUUUCCAAUGGUGAUUGCGACGCGAGAAGGAUUUUGAAAUUCGUGCGCAACGAGAAAAAAUGGCCGAUUCGGACUGGAAGAGUCGAGUGGGAAUUGACAUCAAUUUCAGUUCUGGCGACGAGGACGACGACGAUAGCAGCAGUACCGUGGUUAUUCCGUUUUUCGACGAGCCGGACUUCAUCGGUGGAACUACCUCGCAAGAAUUUGAAGAAGGUCACCGGAUCUCAUCGGUAGACGACGUUCUCAGCCAGUACGCGGAACAGUAUGGUAGUACACCGCCGAGGACGAGGAUAAAAAAUAAAAGCAGAAGUUCAAGGCAGAGAAUGGAGGGUCCCGUUAAAAUGCGAACUGGUGGACGACUUGCGCGGCCACGUGCCGACCGGCGCAACACGGUCGACUGUGCAAUUCUCAAUCAGAUGAUAAUGGAGCCAGACGGAGAGGAGAAAGCACGGAGCGAUAAGCGUUCGACGCAACUGCUGCGUGACUCGGAGCGUGAGAUAAAAAUGGCCGCUGCGGCGAAUACUGUGUUCACUAGGAAUUCGACUAACUUCAGUCAACCGGUUGGAUCUAUUGAGGAGCGUGCGGAAAGCAUGCCUAUUACGAAUGUCUCCUUGGGGAUUUCACCGGGGGUGGUGCCAGCGCUGAUAGAAUCAUGCAAUCGUUUCAUGAGCGUCAAAUCACGACCCGUUGGGUGUAGAACGUCGGCUCCGCCGUCUGCCUUUGCCAAUUUUAGGGACUGCUCGGCAAGUGUAGCUACAGACAUUCCACAGAACCGAAUCGCGUUCCACGAUACCUUUUCCAACCUGAUAAAGCUUGGCAGUAUCGACAAAGACCGUACUACUCGAAAUGUCAUAUCGACAGAGGAAAGGCUUUGGCAGACGCACGUGAACGAUCUGAUAUGGCUAGAGCUGCAAGCUUGGCAUGCGGAUCGCUCGGUUGAACAGCAGGACAAGAUUCUCUGUCAAGCUAGGAAUGAGAUCGAUCCGUUGCUGGAGGAAAUAAUGAAUUUCCGCUUUCAGCGCCAUCUUGCUAGAACGGUUAGCGAUUUGAGCAUGGCUGACAGUGGAUUCGGAUCUGAUACUACGGCUUCUACGGCUAAUGCUGACUCUAUCCGGAAGUUUUGCUUUGGGUGCCUUUCAAUGUACUGUAAGGAUUGCUUGGAAAUACAAACAAUCGCACUGAGACAGGUAGAAGAUCUGUUGCUAAGGUUGGAGGCUAAGGAAAGCUUAUUCCCAUCUUCCAAAGCCAUGGGAAUGGCGUUUCCAAUUUAUCAGAGUGAAGAAUUCGUCGGUAGGGUGAAGGCAAUGUGCCUGUGGUACAAUAUGACCAAACAGCACCGGCUGACGUUACUUAUUUUGGGAAAGCUGUUGGCUCGACUUCAGGGCAACAAAAAGUCCUACCAUUGGCCUAUUAUGGAGACUGACAGUUCAACGAGUUCUUCGGUUCAAGAAGAGAAUGGCGACGCAGCUGAUAGUGGACACGCUGAGUCAAGCUCUAAUUCGUCUGGCAGUUGUCCGACUAGAAGGGUUCAGUUUGUUGACGAAGGCAGUGCAUCGGAAAGUGCAAACAGUGAUGAAUCAGGCCGCGAAUACUCUGAUAUCGAGGAUUUAUCUAUCAGACGGCAUUUCUCCUUCACGGGAGAGACGGAGAUGAGUCAGUAUAUGAAUACGUUGAACUUCUACAGUGUAAACUCCAUAACGGAAGUUACCUCGCAUACUGCAAAUAAUUCUACGUCUUUGUAUCGCAAGUACAUCGAAAAUGUGUUGAAGUGUAGAGGAUUAGGCAAGUCACUCACAUUUCUGCAUCGUUUGCAUAACGUUGUGCUGCGUAAAGCUCAACUGACCCUUGAAAAACCUGACGCUCAGGAACACGAAGAUGACUAUCUGUUCAUCGAAGAAGACGUACCGUGUAUUGAACCACCAUUGGAAAAGGUCCAGGAAAACGAGCUUCGUCGUUUUGGAGCCUGGAGUGAGGAGGCUAAGAAGCUGAGCUUACCUUCUUACGUUUCAGCUUUUAUCUUCUUGUCACUUAUUCCUUUGGAAGUGAUCCAAGAAUUUUUAAAGAUGCGAUUGGAAACGAAACCUGUGCAGCCAAAUCCACUUAGCUUAGAGCAGCACAUUAAAGAGUUGAAGGAAGGCCUCACUUUGGCCAUGAUUCACCGCGAUCGCUUUCAGAAGCAUAUCAAUACUGCUCUGUGGGACCGUGAUUCGGAGCUGGAUAAGUACAUGGCAGUGCUGGAGACGUUUGAUGGAACAGUGCGAAAGAUUUUUGAGCUGUAUCUGGAGUUUGCGGAGCAGUGGAUUUUGUUUGCCACCCCGGAAGGUCACCAGAAAUCUGCGCUGGACGAAGAGUGGCGUUUUACGAAGCUGGUUUGCCCGAUGAUUCCAGGUCAGCACGCGAUCGCAGCCAAGCGGUUCUGUAACAUUGUGGAAAAGGUGCUGGAGAAUACGGGUAAGAAGAUGAUUUCACGCUUGCGUGACUUGGAGGAUCAGAUCAAAUUGAUCGACAAAAGUGAUAGUGAUAAGUGGGACAAGAAGUGGCAGUUUUUAGCACUGUGCCGGAAGACUCAGGAUGUGUUCACCUUUGCGCGUGAGAAAACGAUGAAAACGAUGGCCUUUACCAAGGGACUGUUUCGGGAUUUGGAGAAUGUUGACUUUCAUCGAGACCAUUGUGAUGAGUGUGAUGACGAUCCCGAAGAUGGGGUAGUGUUGAGAAAUUGUGGAACUCGUAAGAAGAGUCCGGUUUGCCAAGAGGUAGUGGAUAGUUUGCGGUUGUUGAAGAAAAAUGCCUUACUGUUUCGAAACAAGUUGACAACUGUGAUCGAGAAUCUACAGAAUGAGUGUCAUGUGCGGAAUAUGGCCGACAUGGAUGAGAUUGAUCGAAUUGCUGUGCUAUCGAGGACGCGAGAAAUUUUGCAUCAAGGGUACAAAUUUGGAUUCGAGUAUCACAAGGAUCUGGCUAGGCUCUACGAAACGAGAGCUGAAAACUGUCGAGAUCUGGAAAGCGAGCUGAAACUGUCGACUGCCAUCGUACACUUUGCCAAGCUGUGGAUGAAGUUUGUGAUGGAGCGUUGCGAACGCGGUAGAGGACUCCGACCUCGAUGGGCCAAUCAAGGUUUGGAGUUUUUGAUCUCCGCCUGUGAUCCACAAUGCACCAGUCAUCUGAGUAAUGUAGAGUUUGAAGAUCUCAAGUCCAAGAUGGAUGCCUGUAUUUCGCAUGUGAUCGGUAGCAUUCGAGAACCGGAACGAAUACGUCGAUCACCUCGGUCUAGGAAAAGCUCACCGUCCCCCUCGCCAACGCAGGGACGGGCUUCGAUUCCAACCAUAUCGUUGACUAAAUCGUUCCAAAAUCAGUUGAGUCUACGGGAAGACUCGGUAAUGUUGCGCCCGCACCAUAUGACCGACUCCGGCGACGUAUACAAGAAACAAACUUCGUACGAAGGCUUGCAUGAGAUAAAGAUUCGUGUGCCGACGGAUACUUUGUUGGGUUCAAAACCAUUACGUCAGCUGCGGGUACGUGACGCCAUCAACAAACUCGAUAACGAACUGGAUGAAAAGUUACGUGACCGAAGCUUGAUUGGUAACGUCAAAGAGAUAAGCUACUGUGAUAAAGCGCUGAAUCGAGCCCGCAGCGUGAACUUCAGCUGGCAUCGUGGCAUAAAAAUAGGUCAAGGACGGUUCGGCAAAGUGUACACUGCGGUAAACAAUUCGACGGGUGAGCUGAUGGCGAUGAAGGAGAUUGCAAUCCAACCCGGCGAGACUAGCGCUAUUCGAAAGGUGGCUGAGGAGCUCAAGAUAUUCGAAGGAAUCAACCAUCGGAACCUGGUCAAGUACUAUGGAGUGGAAGUUCACAGGGAAGAGCUGCUUAUUUUCAUGGAAUUGUGCCCGGAAGGAACACUGGAGAGCUUGGUUGAACUGAACGGAGGUCUUCCGGAGGGUCAAACGCGUCGCUACACGAUACAGUUGCUGUCGGGGGUGAAAGAAUUGCAUCGGCACGGAGUUGUGCAUCGGGAUAUCAAGACGGCAAACAUUUUCCUGACCAAAGAUGGAAAAUGCUUGAAGUUGGGUGAUUUUGGCUCGGCCGUUAAGAUUCAGGCCCACACGACGUUGCCCGGUGAGCUGAAAGGAUACGUCGGAACGCAAGCUUACAUGGCCCCGGAGGUAUUCACCAAAACAAACAGUGAAGGUCAUGGACGUGCUGCCGACAUCUGGUCUCUGGGAUGUGUCGUUAUUGAAAUGUGCAGCGGCAAGCGUCCCUGGCACCAGUUCGAUUCCAACUUCCAAAUCAUGUUCAAGGUUGGAAUGGGUGAGUCUCCGGAAAUUCCCGACUGUCUAUCGGAGGAGGGGCACGAUUUUGUUGAAAGCUGUUUGGAGCAUGAUCCCAAAGUUCGCAAAACGGCUGUUGAGCUGUUGCACCAUAACUUUUGCAAGGUAAGCGACGACAGCUCCGAUGCGGUGGAAGUAAAGGAGAUAAGGCGGUCAUUCCGUCGCAAUCUACCGUCGUCUUCGUCCGGAAACGCAUGAAUGAAUGGGGUUGAGGGCCUGUGAGUUGCGAGAUAAUAAUAGCUAUGCACUAUUAUAGUUAAAUAAUCCUAUGAGUCACUUUUUUGUUUUAAACACAAUUACGAGUAUCAGAAAGACUGUUCAGUAUUGAAACUACACAGAGCGAUCAAAGGAAAAGGACAUUACUACUUAAUCUCAUGAUAAGUGAAACUAUUUCUGUUUUUUUUUUGUUAAGCAAGAACACUUAAUCCUGCAUUCCAAAGACUCUUCGGCUUAGAGUCGAUGAAUGAUAAUUACAUACGAGAGUUGAGGGCUACUUCAGUUCUAUUCUACAUCGUAGAUUGCAUGGCACUGAUUAGGGGAAACAGAAACACCACCAGUUACUAUUACGUGCAAGUGCGACAGUUAAGAAUUGUUAUUGAACGUGAAACGGUAUCUGAAAUUACUGAUGUUAUUUGAUGUUAAUAUUUAAUAUAUUCAUACAGUACAAACAGCGCUA
Molecule: messenger RNA, 5212 nt
Organism: Ochlerotatus camptorhynchus
Lineage: Eukaryota; Metazoa; Arthropoda; Insecta; Diptera; Culicidae
Gene: Mekk1
Product: mitogen-activated protein kinase kinase kinase 4
Exons: 7
Coding region: 271-4734 (1487 amino acids)
Biological process (GO): MAPK cascade; protein phosphorylation
Molecular function (GO): ATP binding; protein kinase activity
Source: RefSeq, a predicted model, not a curated record